Molecule: messenger RNA, 1395 nt
Organism: Pezoporus flaviventris
Lineage: Eukaryota; Metazoa; Chordata; Aves; Psittaciformes; Psittacidae
Gene: ASPHD2
Product: aspartate beta-hydroxylase domain containing 2
Exons: 3
Coding region: 195-1226 (343 amino acids)
Source: RefSeq, a predicted model, not a curated record
AUGAUGGUGCCAGGAGCACCGGUGGGGACCCUCCCGGCACAUCACUGCUGACCCCCUGGGCUUUCCCUGGCGCUGCUGCUGCUGCUGCUGCCCAUGCCGGGCUCCCGCUGCCCCAUGGCAGCCCCGGCGCCGCUGCACCGUGUGGGUGCCCCUGAGGCCCUCGAGCUCUGAGCGCCGCGCGCCGCCGCACCACCAUGUCCAUGGAGUGGCUGCUGGACUGGAGCUGGUCCCUGGACGGGCUCAGGGAUUUCAUCGCCACCGGCAUCCAGUCCUUCCGGGACUGCGACGCCACGGCCCUGGCCGCCGUCGCCUGCCUGCUGGUGCUCUUCCUGUGGUACUGCUACCACGUGGGGCGGGAGCAGCCCCGCGCCUACGCCACCGUCAACGCCCUGAUGCAGAGCGCCGAGGCCAACGGCGUGCAGAACGGGUUCGUGUUCUGCCACGCGCCCGAGUGCGCGCGCUGCACGCACCACGACGGCCUCAACCAGAAACUCUACCACAACCUGCAGGAGUACGCCAAGCGCUACUCCUGGUCCGGCAUGGGCAGGAUCCACAAGGGCAUCCGCGAGCAGGGCCGCUACCUCAACAGCCGGCCCUCCAUCCAGAAGCCUGAGGUCUUCUUCCUGCCGGACUUGCCCACCAUGCCCUACUUCUCCCGGGACGCUCAAAAGCACGACGUGGAGUUGCUGGAGCGCAACUUCCAGACCAUCCUGUGCGAGUUUGAGACCCUCUACAAAGCUUUCUCAAACUGCAGCCUCCCGCAAGGAUGGAAAAUGAACAGCACGGCCAGCGGGGAGUGGUUCACCUUCUACCUGGUGAACCAGGGCAUGUGCGUGCCCAGGAACUGCAGGAGAUGCCCACGGACGUACCGCUUGCUCGGGAGCCUUCGCACCUGCAUUGGCAACAACGUCUUUGGGAACGCGUGCAUCUCCGUGCUGAGCCCGGGCACCGUCAUCGCCGAGCACUACGGGCCCACCAACAUCCGCAUCCGCUGCCACCUCGGUCUGAAGACACCCAGUAACUGCGAGCUGGUGGUGGGGGGCGAGCCCCAGUGCUGGGCCGAGGGCCGCUGCCUGCUCUUUGAUGACUCCUUCCUGCACACGGCGUUCCAUGAGGGUCCCCCCGAGGAGGGUCCCCGCGUGAUCUUCAUGGUGGACCUGUGGCACCCCAACGUGGCCGCCGCUGAGCGCCAAGCCCUCGACUUCAUCUUCGCGCCGGGACGAUGAUGGCGCUGGCCGGGGCUCUGGGUUCAAGGGCGGCCGGGCCAGCUCGGCGCCGGCACCAGACGGGAGCUGCCUCCCGGCGCACGGCCUCGGGUCCGGGCUCUUGUAAAUGGAAACCGCGACGUGUCCCCGUGCCCAUCCCUCCCCUCCAUCAUCGGCUUCAGGGAUUCUU